GCCGAAAGCAACACCCUUUUUUACGGAUUCUUUGAACUCGCUAUACUACUUACUGGCCGGCAUCGCCUAACUCUUCCACCAACACUCUCCCUUAGCUUCUUUCUAACCCUAACUCUUCCAUCUCCAUCCAUUUAUCUAUUUUUUUUGUUGGCCUCGCAACGUGACUCCAUCUCCUCGACAAGUCUUCAUUCAGCGAUUGUCCGGGAGGUCUGGCCAUAGCUUCUAGAAACGCCACAGAAUCCGCCGAAUCGGACCAAACAGGAUGCUCCACCAACACGUACCGGGAGAUCUAACGAUCCAGGGACCUGAGGGUCCGCUCCAGUGCAGCGCAGCUGCGAGAGUUGUCCUCGGUGAGCUUCUCCCUCAACCGACCAUCGAAGUUGGAGAAAAUCUGAAUAAUAUCAGCAUUCACGGUAUCAAUGUGACCCAGAGUCUUCGCUAUGUGCCUGGUCACUGCUAUCAGCUUCUCCUCGCCAUUUUCAGCCAUCCCCACCAUGGAAAAACAACAAAGACAGAAUUUUCAGAAUUGGGUUUCUAGAUUUGUCAACAGUGGAAGUAAGCUCAAGACUAGCCAAUUGACGGACGGAGAUGCUAGCCAGCAAGUAUUUGAUCUUUAGCUCAACACUUCUAUCUUUACCUCCUUUGAUUUGCAGGUAUGCCAAUGAAAAUUGCUGGUAUGGUAGGUAACGACGAAGUCAAUGAAAAUUGCAGGUAUUUACUACACUUUUUGCAACGCUCCAGAGACUUUUUGUUCAUGUAUAGAUUAUUCCAACUUUCAUUUUUGCCUCAACUUAUUUUUUUUCUGUUUCUGCCGCUUGAAUCAGGAAGCAGAGCGUGAAUGUUUAGAAUUUGAGUAUGGCUUUAAGCAAGCAGUUGCUAAAGGACUAAGGUUGCUUGUUGGUUUAAUAAAAAACCGAUUUUCACUUAAAUCUUUGAAGAAACUCUAUUGGCUAGGUCAGAAAAUAUGGAUUAGCUUGAAAAAAGUUAGGUUGUUCAACCCCGUACCUUCUCGAUUUUAUUUUUAGCAGUCUUGGCUCUUAAUAUACUCGAUUGGUUUAGUAGUUAAUAUGUACAUGUUGACUAGUUUUUGAAUUAAAAAAUCAUUGUUUUAGUUGUUAUAACAGAGAAAUUAUGCUAUGCACAUAUAUGAAUCAAUGUAUUCUAGGUUUCCAUCUACUAUAUUCUAAUAAUUGAUUACAAUUUUCUCUUUAAAAAUCAUCUUGUUCCUUUCCUCGAUAUUUUCUGCAAUUUAUGCCCUUUAGAAGGUUGUAGCUUAUGAAUAUAAUGCAUUAGGAAUAAGUUUUAUGGUGUGAUCGAAUGUUUAUUUAAUUUUCUAUUCUCUUUGGAGCAGAGAUCAUUUGCAAUUUGUAAGGUUAAACAAGGUGGUAUUAAGUCCAUUUAUUUUAAGUCACCUAAGUUUCAUGGGCAACCUCUAAAUUUUCUUAGCACUUCUCUAAUGCUUAUAUGUUUUUCUUCUCCAUUUGGUGAUCAUAGGGAAUGUAAAGCUAUCUUCUGUUCACCUCUUUCUCCUCCCUCUCGUAGUCUCGCAUUAUUUCAGGAGGUCUUAUGAAAAAUGCUUACAAGUAUCUGAUAGAGUAUCUGAUAGAGUCUGGAGGUAUAGAGGAAGAUGCCUCUUAUCCUUGCAAUGGAAAAGGCGGCGAAUGCAAAUUUCAAUCAAAGAAAGUGGCGGUCAAGGUUGGGAAUUUCACCACAGUUCCUGCUGAUGAGGACCAAAUGGCUGCUUAUUUGGUUAAUCAUGGUCCUCUUGCUAGUAAUAUUCUAAUUAUGCUUUGUGUUUUUUAUAUGAGUGUGAGAAUUGCUGAUUGGUUGAAUCGAUUUUCAUAAGUUACAACAGAUUUGACUCUUAGUUGAGAGCCAAAAGUGCUCUAUUGAUACUAGCUUCUAAAGGAGAUGAAUUAGUCUGAGGUGUUAAACCGGCUUAGCUUUAUAAUUAUUAUUUUUUAGGCUAAUUGCUUUAGUUUAUAGAAACAUGAUGGUAUCUAAAUGUAGUGGAGAUAAAUCAAGAUACAUGCAGACAUACAUGAGAGGUGUUUCAUGCCCACUCAUAUGUAGCAAGAGGCUGCUCAACCAUGGGGUUCUACUUGUUGGUUAUGGUUCAAAAGGAUUUUCCAUCCUCAGGUUAGGCUACAGGCCGUAUUGGAUCAUCAAGAACUCGGAAGGAAGCUGCAGAAUUGAUGACCUUAGUAUGACUCAAAAUCCGAUAAGAUGAAAUUAGCCUCAGAAGAGAAGGGUUAGCAGGAUGGCCUAAUGAGGUGACAACAAUAGGGAUGAACAGCAAGAGAGUUGAAACCCAAAUUACAUAUGGUGGAAUAAUCUAAGGAGUUGAAACCCAAAUUACAUUAGGCCAUCCUGGCCUAAUGAGGUGACAACAAUAGGGAUGAACAGCAAGAGAGUUGAAACCCAAAUUACAUAUGGUGGAAUAAUCUAAGGAGAUGAAUACAACGUUCUUGAUCUUUUGGAUUUUUUCCCGCCUUGUAUUAUUUGUGUAUUAGCACUUUCUUUUAAUUAUUCUGGCCGUCGUUUGACUUCUCCUUUUUACUUAUUUAGUUUUAGGGUAUACCAUUGUGUUAUGUACAUGAUGCACACUAAUUAGUAGUGCAUAAUUGUAUGUUUUUAUGUUUCAUUGAUGGUGAUUGUUUGACGUUUUAUUUAGUUUGUAAACAUUUAUGUGAUUUCAGUUGUAAUUGUAUUUUAGUUUUUUUUUGUCAGUUGUAAAGUUUAGUUAGGAUUUGUGGUGUUGGAAAGGAAGACUUUGAAGUGAAGAAAAAGAAGAUUUGGCUGCCCAGGAGCAAAUACCCGACCGGGUAUAACACUUAACCCGGUCGGGUAAGAAGUGAAAAACGAAAAUGCAAAGAAAGUGCAUGGCACGGUCGGGCCCACUACCUCACCCGGUCGGGUGAGAAGUGAUCGGGGACAACCCGGUGUGCAAAGAUCACUCGAACGUGAAGAAUGUCCAAUUUUUGCACUCACCCGGUCGGGUCCCUUACUCAACCCGGUCGGGUCCCUUACUCAACCCGGUCGGGUCAGAUAUGACCCGGAACACCAGAACAUGUUGAAGAUCACAAAGAUUUGGAAAAAUCUGAUUUAGACCAAACCCGGUCGGGUCCUUUACUUGACCCGGUCGUGUCUGACUUGACCCGGGACAAUUUAACGUGCUGGAACACAAAAACAUGGAAGAUUAUCUGAUUUUGACCGGUACCCGGUCGGGUAUGUACCUAUACCUGGUCGGGUACUCGGCCAAAGGUGUUGAAAAACACCUAUAAAUAGCACACUUUUUCUUCACAAAAAAUCAUCCCUUCUUCCAUUCUCUUUAGCUCAGUUUAGAAUAGCAUUUCUUUAUAUUUUUCUAGCUAUGUUUAGUCUCCAAAUGAGGAGCUAAACUUCCAUUCUUGGUUUUGCU
Molecule: messenger RNA, 3421 nt
Organism: Cuscuta europaea
Lineage: Eukaryota; Viridiplantae; Streptophyta; Magnoliopsida; Solanales; Convolvulaceae
Source: the annotation of a GenBank genome assembly